This is a messenger RNA of Panicum virgatum (switchgrass), 411 nucleotides long. Its product is annotated as twist-related protein 1-like. Lineage: Eukaryota; Viridiplantae; Streptophyta; Magnoliopsida; Poales; Poaceae. The record is from RefSeq and is a predicted model, not a curated record. Bases 1 to 411 code for a protein of 136 amino acids. The transcript has a single exon.
AUGCCGACGGCGAUAGCGGGAUCCGAGGCUGGGACUAGGGAGCGGCGUGCUACAUGCCUCCAUGGAUUCGGCCGCGGAUCCCUCGCCGUCACGGCAGUCGCUCAAGCAGCGGCCGCCCGCACAGUCGCCGGAGCUAUCGCCGAAGGCGGGAGAAGGGGUGGCGGCGGCAGGGGAGGAACUGAUCCGGCGGGUGGAGGAGUUGGAGGCGGCGGCGGUGGCGCGGCUGCGGGGGAGGAGGCCGUGGAGCCCUCCGCGGAGACGGCGGCCAGCGAGGCCAUGCUCAUGAUUGAGCGCCUGCAACGGGAGAAGUCGUCGCGCAGAUGGAGGCGCGCCAGUUCAAGCGCUACGCCGACCGGAAGCGCGAAGUCCGCCUCCUACCACUCCCGCCUCCAGUCCCACUGCAUAGCAUAA